This is a messenger RNA of Myripristis murdjan (pinecone soldierfish), 5514 nucleotides long. It is a transcript of the gene ccdc88b, whose product is annotated as coiled-coil domain containing 88B. Gene Ontology annotation, cellular component: cytoplasm; centrosome. Bases 257 to 5191 code for a protein of 1644 amino acids. Lineage: Eukaryota; Metazoa; Chordata; Actinopteri; Holocentriformes; Holocentridae. Gene Ontology annotation, biological process: cytoplasmic microtubule organization; cytoskeleton-dependent intracellular transport. The transcript has 28 exons. Gene Ontology annotation, molecular function: microtubule binding; dynein light intermediate chain binding. The record is from RefSeq and is a predicted model, not a curated record.
UGGUGGCCCCAGAAAUGCAACAUGUGUGUUUUGAAAAUUCCGGUGCGGUUUUGCAAUGAAACCGACUGACAGAGAGAAUAGAGGAAGAGGCUGACAGAGAGGAGGAGGCAGGCAGGGGAAGGGCCGCGGAAAUGUCAAACUACUUCACUUGACGCAAGAUGGAGUCGCUCCUUUUUGAUUUAUUAUACGCGCGGCCGUGAUAACAUUUUUUAAUUAAGCGGCGUCUUUAGUGUAACACAGCUCUCGUGGCUCAACAAUGGACUCGAGCAUUAUGGAGAUAAUAGAGGAAUUCAUGGAAAGCGCGUUGGCGCGAUGGGUGCAGCUGUUUGAGAGCAUGGUGGACAGGGAGGACGGCGUGCCUCUCUACAGCCAGUACAUGGAAGUAAACUCCAUUUCCCAGAGCGCCCGUCAGCGCUACCUGAAACUGACCAAUGGGAUAUUCCUCAAUGAGGUUAUGAGGGUCAUAGACCCCAACCCCAAGGUGGAGCAGCUGUACCUCAGCGACAGAGACGACCACAUGCUGAGAGUCCAGAACUUUUCCAUUUUAAAUCGACACCUCAGGGCCUACUAUCAGGAAGACCUGCAGCAGUUGAUACUGAUGCCUCUGCCAAAUAUUGCCAUUCUGGGGCAGGACCCCCUAACAGAGGCAGCAGUGCAGGAACUCAGGAGACUGCUGCUGCUGCUGCUAGGUUGUGCAGUUCAGUGUGAGAAUAAGGAGACGUUCAUUCAGCAGAUCCAGUCGCUGGACAUCGAGACCCAGGCAGCCAUUGCCAGCUGUAUUCAGGAGGUGACUCAAGAUCCACGGAUGGUGCUGCCGCUUCAGUGGGAGGAGCUAGUACAGGUGGAAGGGGCGGAGUUACAGUUGGUAUUCAGUUCCAUGGCCAAACAAAUCCAAGGCCUGCUGUCACAGAGGGACACACACCUGGAGAGGAUAGCAGAGCUGUGCAGGGAGCGGGAGACCCAGUCUGACUCAACCACGGCACCCCUGGGUGGUCACAGUGAGGAGCCACCCCAAGGCAUGGCACUCCAGCUGGCAGACAGCAGGGCCAAGCUACGGCGCCUCAAACAACAACUGGAAGAUAAAGGUGAUCAGCUACUAGAUUACAAGCAAGAAAUUCAAACCAUGGAGGAACAACUCAAGAAACUUCAGAAAGAGAACCGCUCUCUGCAGGGCGAGGUGCGGGGCAUGCGCGCUCUGCGGGACGAGCUGGACUGUGCCCGUGAGCGCGCGGGUCGGGCCGAGCAGCUCCACACUGAGCUUCAGAGCUGUAAACACAGAUUGCGCAGCCUGGAACUGACACGCACACAGCUCAAGGAGCAGCAGCAGCUGUGCUCGGCACUGCAGGAGACCAAGGCUCUCCUGGAGGAGCAGCUGACGGACGCACGGGCGCGCUGCUCCUCUCUAAGGGAGCUGGAGAGGGACAACCUUCUGCUGCGCCAGCGAAUAAUAGACCUGCAAGCGGAGCGGGACACUGAGAGGCAGAGGGUUGAUGAGCUGCUAGAAAUGAACAUGAGCCUAGAGGCGGACCUGAGGCACAGCAGCAGCAGCAGCGGGGCUCCUGCUCCACUCACCGUGGUUCACCACUGUUUCCACCAGUCAGAAGUGGAGUCCGAUGACGAGCUGAGCGAAACGAUUGCCUCAGAUCUGAAGCCAUGGAGUGUGGAGGUGGGCGAGGCGUCGACACUGAGGCUGCUGGGAGCGGAGCAGGAGAACGCAGAGCUGAGGAGGCGUCUGGAGGAGCUGCAGGCACAGCAGGAGGCUGAUUUACCAGAUGCAAAGGAUGAGCUGGCUUGCCUGGAGACGGAGCGUCAGAACGCACUCAGGGAGUUACAAAACUUGAAGAACGAAAACAGCACCCUGAAACAGCACCUGGAAUUACUGACUACCAAACUGCAACGCAUGGAGGAGCAGAGGAGGGAGAAAGGAAAGACAGGGCUAGAAAGAAAGGAGGAGAGGGGAGAGAGAGGAGUCCAGGGCUCUGAGUCCUCCAGGGGAGAGGGGGAAGGAACAGUGAGGAGGAUGGAGGAGAGGGAGAGAGAAGGAGAAAUCAUCGGUACCCAGCGAGAAGCAGGAGUCGGCGAAGAGCUUCUCCUCCUCGAAGGAGGAAAAGGAGACUUAAGCUAUGACAGAAUCCAUGCCAGAGAGAGAGGAGAGGCCGAGGGAGGGCAGAAAGAGAAAGACAGAGAGAAGCCAGAAAAGGAAAGUGAACUCAGGAAAGUCCAGGCAACAAACUUAGAGAACCAAAAACUAACUGAAACCAAGCAGAGGGAAAGCAGAGAAGCUGAUGCAGAGAGUCCGGCUGCAGACCAGGCCUUGUGUUUGUCCGCUCCUGACAUGGAGCUCAUGACCAGCCGGCUUCAGGAGGCUCAGGAGGAGGCUGACAGACAGGCCUUGCUGGCCCAAGAGCUGCGAACCAAGCUGGGCGAGCAGAGCAGGAAAGCCUGGGAGGCCGAGCAGCGGCUGGUGGUGCUGGAGGCCGAGAUGCAGAGGCUGAGGAAGGCUGCCGAGAGCCUGGCAGAGGCCCGCAGGCAGAUAGAGGUUCUUCAGUCGGAGGGUCUGGUUAUGGAGGAGGAGCUGUGUCGCCUGCGGAGCCAAGUGGAGCUCCAGAGGAUGCAGACCACAGUCAUCGCCACCCUGGAGGGAGAGAGGGCCACGCUGGAGAGAGACAGGGACACGCUCCGCAGCACCGUGGAUGCCCUGCGCACCGCCCAGCGCAAGGGCGACCAGCUGGAGCUGACCAUCCAGACUCUCAGGGCAGAGCUGGAGCGUCAGGGGCGGAGUCUGGAGACCUCACGUCGUCGGGAAGAGGAGCUAGAAGCGGAGCUCCGUGAGGCUGGCCUGGAGGCCGAAUCCCUAGCCCGGGGACGAGACCAGGCGCUGCUGGAGGCCUCGCGAUUGGAGCAAGAGAAGGAGGCGUGUCAGUUGGAGCUGGAGGGCCAAAGGAAGGAGGGGAGGCAGAGGGAGAGAGAGGCGGCCCGACUGAGGCAACAGCUGGAGAGCACAAGCCUUGCUCUGGAGCACAGCAACCAGAGAGCACGGGCCCUGGACACUGAACACAGACGCGUGUGUCAGCAGCUGUCUCAGUCAAGUGAGCUCUGCACUCAACUGCAGGACCUGGAGAAGGAGCUCAGCACUCGAUUAUCCAGUUUGGAGGAGGACAAACAGCAACUGAAGGAGCAACAUGCAGACGCCCUGGCCAAGAUCAGCUCACUGUCUCAGGACCUAUCCAGUGAGCAGGUGCGUUCUCGGGGACUGUCCGAUGAAGUUGAACGCCUGAGCCGGAAACUAGAAAAAGCUGAGGCGGAGCUGAAGGCGGCGACUGAUUCUCUCAAACAAUCACAGAGUAGAAUCGAGUCUCUCUCCCAGUGCCUGAAGAAAAGCGAAUGUCUUCUCCAGUCGGAAAAGAGACGGGGAAGUUCGGAGACAGAAGCCAUCGUGAAGUCGCAUUCAGAUGAGCCAAACAAAACAAACACAUCACAAACACAAGGGACGCCGACUGUGGAUCAACCCCAGCGAGAUGGCAAAGGUCAUGACCUCUCUGUGCCCCCUGACGAUGCCACAGUGGAGCUGGAGAGGCCGCUGAUUGAGAGGUUGAUAGAGCUGGAGAGAGAGAAAGCAGUGGUGAUAGCGGGACAGGAGGCCUUGUUGUCUCGGCUGUCCCAGUCCCAGGAAGCAUGUGAGCACCUUAAGGAGCAGCUAGAGUCCUUACGCCGCCACUCCAUAGGCCUGCAGGACUCCUGCACCCAGCUACAGACACUCAACACCCAGCUACAGGUAGAGCAAGCAUCGCUUAGUUCCCAGCAUGCAGCAGUGUUGGCACGCUGUAGCGAGAGUGAGGCCCGGUGUGCUGCUCUGGAGGCCGAGUCCAAGGUGUGGGUGCGUGAACGGGAUGAGUCAUUGGCCCGGAUGGAGGCGCUGAGGCGGGACCAGGAGCGAAUGACAGCGCUGCAGGAGCGGCAGGAGGCAGAGCUGGAAGAACUGCUGGAGAAACACUCGCAGCUGAGGAGCAGCAACCGCAGCCUUGAGGCCCAGCACAGGGAGCUGGAGGCCAGGUACGCAACGCUCCUGGAAGGCAAAGCCCAACUGGAGGAGAGAGAGAGAGAGAUGAAGACGGAGAGAGAGAAGAUGGAGGGAGAGGCCCAGAGGAGGCUGGAGCGAGAACGGGAGCAGGAGAGAGUGAAAGAAGACAAUGAGAGGCUGCAGGCCCAGCAGAAGGAGUGGUUGGCAUCCCAGGCAGAGCUGCUGGCCCAGGGCUCCAUGCUGAGGGGGGAGCUGAGCGCCACCCAGCUGGAGAGGACUCGGCUGGAGGGGGAGCUCAGCUCCCUGAGAGAAACCAACCAGAGCCUGGACCUCAGCAACGCCCGCCUCACCAGCCAGUACCAGCUGUUGACCCAGCUGAAGGGGAACAUGGAGGAGGAGAACCGACACUUAGUGGAGCAGAACCAGAGUUUGCUGAAGGAGAACCGAGCCUUACUAGAGCAGAGCCUGGAGCGCCGUGACCAGCACCACACACAGCAGAGGGAGUACCAGGAGAAGCUGAAUGAGCUCCGUCGGGAGAAGCAGAAGUUGGUGGAGAAGAUUAUGGACCAGUACAGAGUCCUGGAGCCCAGCAUGCAAUCUCCAGCCAGCAAGGCCAAGAAAUCCAACUGGAUAGCAGACAGGAUGAAGAAGCUAAUCAAGCCCCGGGGAGGAGGAAGAGAGGGACGCGCCCUUUUCACCGCCGCGGGCAGCGUGGAGAACCUGGCCGACAGCACCGAGUACACACCCGACACACACAAACCGCAGCCUGACCCCCGCAGCGCUCCCGUCUCUCCCUCUCCCAUGAGGAGAGCCCCGUCCCAGACAGAGCCAGACAUCUCAGGGCCCGGGGCCCCCGCCGUGCGCUCCAACUCAGGGGGCCGUCGUAAACUGGGUUCCCGUCACGGCUGGGGGCUCGGACUGUCCAGAGGAGGCUCCGGUGUUUCUCAGUCAUUCAGUCCCGGUGACCACAAGACUCCACCCCGCAUGCGGCUCUGCUCCACCCAGGCAGCCUCCUCCGUCCUCUGGGAGGGAGAGAGCAGCCAAACAAGCGCCCCUCAGGAGGCGGAGACACCAGUGACCAGUCAGGAGAGCAUUGAAGAGGACGCAGACAGAGGUGAGCAGGGGACGGCAGACAAUCAGCACUCCAGUGACGGCACGGCGACUGCCUAAGAAGAAACUGUUAUCAACAAUCACUUCAAAAACUCUUUUAUUAUAUGUGCCUUCAGCAAACUGGUUCUGAUCCAACUCUUUGUAUAUCUGGAGGAAUUCUGCAAUAUUUGAGAUCCUCUUAGUAUUUUGGAAUACAUAAAUAAAUAAAUACACUUCUCAGUCAAUAAAUGUUUUCUGGUGUUGCUUACCUUUGAAGGAGUGAACCGCCUCUCUGGAGCCCUGCAUAUGUAAAUCCCUGCCACGGUGUGUGUCUGUGUGUGUGUGUGUGUGUGUGUGAUGCAUACCGCUCAACUGCAGAUGCAUAGAAAAGACAUCAGGGACGC